Messenger RNA from Polyodon spathula (Mississippi paddlefish), 2382 nucleotides. RefSeq names its product myb/SANT-like DNA-binding domain-containing protein 2 (gene msantd2). The coding region runs from base 18 to 1631 and encodes 537 amino acids. The record is from RefSeq and is a predicted model, not a curated record. The transcript is spliced from 4 exons. Lineage: Eukaryota; Metazoa; Chordata; Actinopteri; Acipenseriformes; Polyodontidae.
CUAGCAACAGAAUCAAGAUGGCGGCGCCCAGUAACGAAGAUCAUUUGACCAAAAUAUCUACGCCGCUAAAGAUUCCCAAAACCGAGGCUCCCUCUCCGGAAUCGGGCGACUUGAGCGACUGCAACCCGUACCAUUCCAACCCCUCGACUCCUAACAGAUUCUCCCCGCUCAAUAUCGGAACCCCGGGCUCGGCAAGUGCAGGCCGGGCUGGGUCGGCCUCUGCAUCCAAUAGCUUUCCCGCCUGCCGGGGCAUGUCUUGGACCCCGUCCGAAACGAACGCCCUGAUUGCCGUGUGGGGCAACGAGCGGCUGGCGGAGGCGCGGAUGCAGCAGCUGGAAGGAGCCGGCACUGUGUUUUCAGGCAAGGCGCCGGGACCAGCCAUGUACGAGCGGGUGUCCCGGGCGCUUGCAGAACUGGGCUAUGAAAGGACCCCUUCCCAGUGCAGAGAAAGGAUAAAGACCCUGCGGCGAUGCUACAGCCGAGUGAAGGAGCACGGUGUGGGCAAGAGGAAAAGCAGCUACUCCAUCGAGCAGCUGGAGAAGGUGUUUGGACAGGGGGGCUGGGACUCUCAGUCCUGCCAGCCCGUCCUCAUCAACAGCAGUGGCCUGUACCAGGAGAUGGAGUCGGAUGGGAGCACCAUGGGGGACUACUCUCAGGAGGACUGGGGCAACCAGGAGCUGCCCUCCUACCAGGACACAGAGGCUGAGGAAGUGAGUUUUGCAAAAAAGAGAGUGCUGCAGCGAAGGCAAGAAUCGUCCGAAGAACAACAGAGACACGGGGUGAUGCAGAACGUGAUGCGCAUCCUGGAUUCCGUGCAGCUCAAAUGGGAACACUUCCAGACCUGGACGGACUUCUCGCGGCUGCACCUCUCCAACAAGCUGGCCAUCUUCGGCGUGGGCUACAACACGCGCUGGCGGGAGGAGAUCCGCUACCAUUACGCAGAGAUCAGCUCGCAGGUGCCCCUGGGCAAGCGCCUGCGAGAGUACUUCAACCCAGAGAAGACAGAAGGCCGUGUCAUCAUGACCAAGGUGCAGAAAAUGAACUGGAAGAACGUUUACUACAAAUUCUUAGACAUCACCAUCAGUGAGGCCCGUUGCUUGGAGCUGCACAUGGAGGUGGACUGGAUCCCCAUUGCCCAGUCCCGGGCGUCUGGGGGCAGCAAUGGAGCGCAGUACCUCCUUCCAGGGGGCAUCCCCAAAACGCAUGGCCUGUAUGCCAUCGGUUUUGAGGAGGCACCUGCCUCUUCUGUUUCAGAUUCUGGUGACAAGAAUUCUUCUCAAGGGACGGGAGAAUCCGCCAAGCCCCUUGUGAAAUCAGAAUCACAAGAACAUGGGGAGGAGUCCUCCCCCAAAGUGACCUAUUGCUACCUGGGCAUAGCGGAGGACAGGACACUACAGCAGUGCUUGUUCCAGCACUUUCAGAGCGGAAGCAAGUACUUUGGAACGGGGGAGCCCUCCGCAGUGACCAAGUUCAUCACAGAGAACUGCAGCACGCAGUCGGGAGAAGGGGCCUCCCCGCCACGAGCCAUGUAUAUCAAAUUCAUCGAGGUGGAGCUGGACUUUCUCUCCGCAGGCUCCUUGGUUGAGUCCUUGGAAAUAGCAAUCGGAUAUUCCUUAAAGUUUAACAAAUAGGAGCACUUUGUCAGUAGCUUAAGGAUGUAAAAAUGACAGACCCGCUGCUGCUUAAACAGUUGGGCAGGGUGUCUUUCAGCUACUGCCUUUGCAGCUGCAGUGAUUUCAGAAAGGAUAUCAGGGAGGCAGUGUCUUUGUGUUGCAGCUGUUUCUAAUGGAGAGGCAGAGUUGAAUGAAGUGGAGUAAUCAAAGAGGACUUCCCUGACUGCAGGCUGCACUCGGCCAAUCUUAAACCUGCCUUGAAUCACUUUGUACCGCCCUUUUCUCUCUCUGGAAGUUAAACUUCAACCAGAGGGCCAGCGAGAAGCGAGAUGGUUUAUUUAAUGGUUUUAAAUAAUGUAAACGGAGGGGGAAAAAAAGGUAUUAAAUUGUGAACAUUCCAGACAUUUCAUAAUGGAGGUGAGGGGGAUUACUGUAAUAAAAUCUAUCUUGUUUUUUUAUGUUGUAAACACAGUAUUUUUUCAUUUUCUUUUUCCCUAAUCCCACAGCUACAUCUUUUUGUAUGUUUUCUAUUGACGGUAUUGCAGGACGGUUUAUUUUACACAAGCCUUUGGUGAUUGUACAUUAGGGCUGUAAAGCCUGAAAAUAGCAAACGAUUAAUUGGGCACACAAAAUAUAAUCGUUCUUGUAAAUAUCCAUGAUUGUACUAUACAUGUUCGCUCCAUUCCUCUCCGCUUGACGUUAUUAUUUUAAUAUCAUUGCAAUUCAGUAAAAGCUUGUGCAGAACAAUUGAAUGCGAGGGGUAAUUACG